AUGAUUUCCAAAAAAUGCGACUUUAACGUGUCCCAUAGGAUUAUCCAGGACUUUGAAGGAUUUGAUCCCGAACAGUUCAGACAGUACGCCAUCUCGUUGGCAACAUUCCCAAAACCAUACGCUGGUGCUUAUUUCGCCCGAGUGGCUGGGGUUGAGUACAUAAAUGUGCCCCCAAUGGUCGAGAAUUUCUUCAAAGGGAUGCGAAACUUUGUCACUGAUAAAAUAUUCAGAAGGUUUACAGUGCAUAAAAAUUACGAGUCGCUUCACAAAAACAUAAACAAGGCCUAUUUGCCGCCCGAAUACGGGGGCGAGUUGAAAACACCGCUCAGUGAGUUGAUCGAUGCUUGGAAUAAGGAGGUUGAGACCAAUUUGGAGGUGCUUGAGAAAUUGGUGGUGGAGGAGGUGGCUAGGGAGCAUUUGAGGGUGGGGAAGGCGAGGUUUGAUGAUAUUUUUGGGGUCGAUGGGACUUUCAAACAACUGGAGAUUGAUUAG
Tribolium castaneum (red flour beetle) is the source of this 492-nucleotide messenger RNA. RefSeq lists its product as uncharacterized. Gene Ontology annotation, cellular component: membrane. The record is from RefSeq and is a predicted model, not a curated record. NCBI's taxonomy places the organism in Eukaryota, Metazoa, Arthropoda, Insecta, Coleoptera, Tenebrionidae. The coding region runs from base 1 to 492 and encodes 163 amino acids. The transcript is spliced from 4 exons. Gene Ontology annotation, molecular function: phosphatidylinositol bisphosphate binding.